AAGAAGUGUUUAGAAAUCCUAUUUUUGGAUUAGGCAUGGAACAUGUGAAUUUUUUUACUAAUAGAACAAAAUAGGAAUAGAAUAAUUUUCAUUAUCAUCAUAGACUAAUAUUUAUCUAUUUAUUACAUUUUUUAAAUGUAUAAUUCACUGAUGAAAUUGAGUAUAACAGCAAUUGUUCACUAUGCAUAUAGUAUCAUUUUCCUCUAUCAUGUUGAAUGCAAUGUUCCCUAUUAUAAUCAACCGCCUAUUUUAAAACAACCUCCACCUAAUCUACAUCAUCCACCAUCGUCAUCCUACAGACAAACGAAUCAAAAUGCUCAAGUUUUAUCUUAUGGUUCAGUGAAUCCAAUUGGUCCAUCCCAUUUACCAUUUAGUGAAACACAAGAUCCAGGUAUUCCGCCUGGACUAACACUUGGUGAUCCAGAUCUAUUGAAUAUAACACAACAUCGUGCUACUGGUACUGGUACUAUUGCUACUGGUACUACUGCUACUAAUACGAAUCCUAUUCAAACCAAUCAACAAUCGACAUUAUUUCAACAUGAAAUUCAAUCAAAAACAUCAAUGCGUGAUCAAAUUGUCAAUUUAAUCAUGUCCAAAUAUCGUAGUUAUGAACGUCCACCAGAUCCAGGCGGUAAUGCUACUAUAGUCACAGUGAAUAUGAAAAUAUUAGCCAUUUUUUCAAUUGAUGUACGUACAAUGGAUUAUUAUGUUGAUUUAUUAUUAAGACAAGUAUGGCGUGAUCAACGUUUGUCAUGGUAUCAAAUACCGAAAUUUGCGAAUUUCACUGAACCAUUAGUAUCACCAAAAUUAAAAGAACAAUUAUGGUUACCGGAUUUAUUUUUUCGUAAUGGUAAAGAUGGUUAUUUGCAUAAAUUAACAUUACCAAAUUAUUUAUUACGUGUACAUCCAAAUGGACAAGUAUUAUAUAGUCAAAAAAUCACUAUGAGAUUUUCAUGUCAAAUGCAUUUACAAACAUUUCCAAUGGAUAAACAACAUUGUCAUAUUAAUAUUGGUAGUUAUGGUUACACAUUGAAUGAAUUGAAAUUCAUAUGGAAUCAUGAAAAACCAGUUGAAUUAGCUGAAAAAUUACAAUUGUCUGAAUUUGAAACACCACAAAAAUUUGAUACCAAUGAUUGUUCAUCCGGUUAUUCCACAUCGACUGGACAAUAUACAUGUUUAAAUGCUACAUUUGAAUUACAACGACAAUUAGGCAGUUAUUUAGCUACAACUUAUAUACCGAAUAUUUUAAUUAUUAUGGUAUCAUGGUUAAGUUUUUGGGUGAAUGUCGACUCGGCUCCAGCACGUGUACCAUUAGGAUUAUUGAGUUUAUUGGGUAUAUUGACACAGGCGAUUAGUGUCUCAUCAACAUUACCACGUGUAUCUUAUAUUAAAGCAAUUGAUAUAUGGAUGAUUUUUUCAAUUAUAUUCGUUAUUGGUGUAUUAGUUGAAUAUGCUAUAGCAUUGACUUUAUUAAGACGUAAACAAUCGGAAACAUGGCAUGAAGAUGUGAAAGAGAUUGUACGUGAAGAAUUAACACGUUGGUGUACAAUAUGUCAACAACAACAAUUAAUUCAAUUACAACAGCAACAACAACAACAGAAUAAACAAAAUUUUUUAAAAGGACAAUUUGAAUUUCGUGAAGAGCUGGAACAAUUGUUAACUAGUCAAUUAAUUGAUGAAAAUAAAAAAAUACAUCAAUCUAAAUCAUCGAAAUGUCCACCAGGAUUAAUUGAAUCCGAAAUUGAUACUUAUAGUCGUUUCUUAUUUCCAGCAUGUUUUGUAUUAUACAAUUGUUUUUAUUGGUGUUAUUUUUUAAUUAUUGUUAAUCAAAUUUAAUUGAAGUGUUAGGUAGAUGAAGUCGUUUUAAAAAAAUUGAUCAUUGUUCAAUGUUCAAUUUGUUCAAUUUUUUUGCCGCCGUUUUUAAACGCACCAAAUUUUUUUAAAAUAUAAACAUGAAUAUAUGAGUUUCAUUGUAGGUUUAUUGUUGACAGUAUGAUGAUGAUAUAUGAUCAAUGUGAUGAUGAUUUAUGUUUACCGCCAUUUGUGACAUUGAAACAUUGAAUUUUUGCCGCCAAAAAAUGGGCAUUUAAAAUAUUUGUUUAAUGAAAAUUUGUGAACACAUCUUUUUGUGUAACACUUAUUUAAUAACAAGAAAAAUUGAACACAAAAAAGAAAAAACUACUCACAGAAUAUAAAACAAACAAAUAAAGAAUUGAACAAAUAUUGAUGCAUUUAACACGCAUUUAUAUUUCAUCAUAUUUUCAUGUUUCAAAUUCACUUUCUUAUCAGUGUCAUUGAAAGAAAAAGUACAUUUAUUAUUAU
Molecule: messenger RNA, 2322 nt
Organism: Schistosoma turkestanicum
Lineage: Eukaryota; Metazoa; Platyhelminthes; Trematoda; Strigeidida; Schistosomatidae
Source: the annotation of a GenBank genome assembly